Molecule: messenger RNA, 660 nt
Organism: Drosophila sechellia
Lineage: Eukaryota; Metazoa; Arthropoda; Insecta; Diptera; Drosophilidae
Gene: Targ1
Product: Terminal ADP-ribose protein glycohydrolase 1
Exons: 3
Coding region: 129-590 (153 amino acids)
Biological process (GO): peptidyl-glutamate ADP-deribosylation
Source: RefSeq, a predicted model, not a curated record
GUUUUCUCGGGGAGAUUUACUCGCGCGCAGAUUAAUUGCCCAGAAGAAAAACGAACCUGGCGGGCCGUCAACUAACAAAUUCACUACUACAACUACGUAGCGCAUUUCGGCGAGCUUUUGUGGUCGGAAUGUCUUCCAAACCUCAGUACACCCUAAGCGUAGUGGAUGGGGAUCUGUUCUCCGCCCCCAAUACCUAUUCCUUGGCGCACUGUGUGGGCGCCGAUCUUGCGAUGGGUGCUGGAAUUGCCGUGCAGUUUAAGAAGGUAUUCGGAAGGUUGGACGAGCUGCAAGCCCAAAAGGCGGGCAGUGGAGAUAUUGCGGUGCUGAAGGAUGACCAGCGGUACAUUUACUACCUGGUAACCAAGCCUCAGAGUUGGGGAAAGCCCACCUACGAAUCUUUACAAGCAUCUUUGGAGCAGAUGCGCGAGCAUAUGCGCAAAAACAACGUGGAUAAGCUGGCCAUCCCGAAAAUUGGCUGCGGAAUCGAUGGCUUGGAAUGGGAAAAAGUCAACGGAGUCCUAGAGUACGUUUUUGGCCAAGAGCCUCUGGAGAUUGUGGUCUACAAUUUUGUGCCGCCGCAGGGAAAAUAAUGGAUUGUUCAUUUUAAUAUGUGCCCUUUACUUCUUAGCAACAUAAUUAUAAACGACCAGCUCAACAGAA